CUAUACUAAAUAAAAAUUAACAGUUGAUUUUUAUGAUUAUUUAAGAGAAAAUGAUGUAAAAAAAGUAAGCUACCAUACAUUUUGGAUAAUUUAUGGGAAACUAUUAUCAAUAAGAAAUACCAAUGGUGAGGAGACCAUUUUGCCAAUCACUAAAUUAAAAUCGGUCAACUUUUCUGUCAACGUGGGAGACGUGGGAGUCAUGCUUCAAGUUAUUCUCAACCACCUUGUUUUUUGCAAUUAUAUUGGCUUUUGCAGGUACUGGAGUGUGGAAUAACCUGUGUAACCUCAGACAAUGGGUAAAGAUAGUGUUUUCCACUGUUGUGGAGAAUGCAGUGGACUCUUUGGUUCAAAAAGGGUCCUGUUGGACCACAAGCUCUCAUGUACAGGAAAGCCGCUCCACUCUGGCUGUGUAAUGGUUGCCGUGGAGCGAAUUGAUUACAAGAAAUAUAAACAUUAUGUGGAGGUGUAUGGGAAUAUAGACCCAGCCCAGAUUCCACCAGAACCAAUUUCAGUGGACCCUGAACAGUUCACAGUUUCCAGUAUAAAACUAGAUGAAGACAUUAAAGUAGUACUAAUUGAUCCUUUCAAAGGGAAUUUAAAAAAUACAACAGCUAAAAGGGCACCUUUUCCAUCACAAAAUAUGUCUGAUACACAAAGGGAGACCAUGUCUGCCAUAGAAAGCAUUGUUUCGGAUGAAGCAAAUGCUUCAUUUGACAUCUUUUCCAGUGCACAAUCAGUUGUGCAAACUAACGUUGAUGACAGUACAAGUGGGCAAAGAACACAGCAAGCUAGUCUUAGUCCUAAGAACAUUGGUGAUGGUAUUAUAGGUGAGGAUGACACUCUUACUAAUGUCAAUGAUGGUCAGUGUUUUAUAGAAAAUGAUGAAGAUGACGAUGAUGAUGUUGGCAAGGGUGAUGGUAAUAAGAAAACACAUUCAGAGAUUCUUGACAGGGGACAGGUUGAAUCAGGGAAUGAAAAAAAUGUUACAUCUGAGAUGAAUGCUAAAACAUCUGACAAUGGUCAAAACGUUGAAGACAAGACACCUGAUUCUGUAUUUAGGUCUAAGCGGCAGAGAGCAAGGCAAAAGGGGAGUAAAAAGAAGAAAACAAAAACUAGAGAAGAAAAGGAUGAGCAAGCAGGAAAUAAUGAUAAAGAAAUUGAUCCAGAAAACCAGUCUUGGGGAGCAAAGGAACUUGCAAAGUACAUUGCCAAAGCCAAGGAAAUGGACAAAUUGAGUGACAUUGAAUUAAUGGAAAAAUAUGGCAGCAAAAGUGAAGGCAACAAAGACCUUCCACAGUGUGACCAUCUGAAGUGUGACCUAUGUGAUUAUACAUCUGCCAAAAAGGGACAUUUUUUGCGUCAUCUAAGAAGCCACCUUACUUUCAGCUGUGAUUUGUGUGAAUAUCAAACAUGUAAACUGAGAGAAGUCAAACUUCACAUAGCCAGGCAUGAAAAGCCGCACAUGUGUGAAUUCUGUCCUUAUAAAGCAGGGAACCUGAGAGACUUGGAAAGACACAGGUGGAUACACACAGACGAGACUCCAUACCAUUGUGAGCAGUGUGGGUAUAAGUGCAGACAGUUAAGAAUGCUGAGGGAGCACAAUAGAAAGCACACAGGGGAAUAUUUAAUCUGUGAUUUUGAAGGAUGUACAUUCUCCACACCAUACAGUGCCGCCAUGCUGAGUCACAAACAACGCCACACAGAUGACAAACAGUUUGCUUGUACUGAGUGUCUGUACAGGACAAGUGACCGGUCUUCUUUUCAAAAACAUAUAAAAAUACACCAGAAUAAAAAGGACUACAAAUGCACACAAUGCUCUUACAGGGCUGUGACAAAGAGCAGCGUGUCGAAGCAUUAUCAGGCUGUUCAUGAAAAAAUGAAGUUGUACCAGUGUGAUCAAUGUAACUAUGGAUCCACAACUUCAAGUGCACUACGCAUGCAUCUGAUGUCCCAUAUGAAUAUGAAACCAUUUAUGUGUUCUUUGUGUUCAUAUCGAAGCAUCUCUAAAGGGAAGAUUCAACGACAUUUAACAACAACACAUAAAGACCAAGUUGGCAUUGUCAUCUUUGAUUCCACGAUAAAAUUAGAUGAAGGGAUGGGGAAAUACAGAAUUCCAGGAACUGAAAGAAGGAGAGUUGAGGUGGAGCGAGAUUUUUCUGAGGUAGCACCAGAACUGUGUAAAAAAGUAGAUCAGGGUUCUGCUCAGCAAUCUCCAGUGAUCCAGGUUCAAAACGGUGAGAAUGUCAUUGAAUAUGUGUGUGGAAACUGUCAAACAUCAUUUGAUUCUGUCGAGUCAUUCACUGAGCACGUGUGCCCAGGACUUGCUGGGCAGAUUGAGGGUUUGAUGCCUGUGCCAGAUGCAGACGAAGCAGUCUUGGUCGGCACCAUUCUUUCUCUUGGGGAUGUAAAAUAUUUACCUCAAAAGUAAAUCAUGGUAAUGCAUGAGAAGUCUUAAAAACUUUCUAAAUGUCCUGUGGACAUUGAGGCCAAUAAUAUAUACGUACAAUAAUGUACAAAUUAAACUUUUUGUGGCCUUUCACAUGUCUUCUGUGGAAAAACUUGAAAAAUUUAUUUCCCUUUGAAGCACUAGGGAUGUAAGUAAGUCCAUCAGGGUGACAAGUUUCCAGAAAUUAAUUCGACUAAAACAAGUUUUCAGUUAUUAUGUUACGCCACAGACAUAUAUUGAGCACAUUUUCAGAUGUCAGAAAAUAUUUUUGUGUCCUUCUCUUUUUUCAAGUGAAUUUUCAAGUUGCUGUCACCAUCCACUGACGUUUGUUUGAGAAGGUACACAUUUGCUGUUUGUUAGUUUUUUCUCUGGUUAUGCAUUACAUAUAAAUCAUUAGUUUUAAACCGUUAUGGUUUGAAACUUGAAGAUCUUUGAUUAUUAUUUCUUCACAUUUUAUACUAUAGGAAAAGGCAGUUCGAGUAUUAAUUUAAUGUAGUGUGUAUUUGCUUCUUGAAAGGAAAGGGUGGCAUUUGUUUACAUCCAUGUAUCAUUACCAUGUUUGUGCUGUUUGUCAAAUAAUAAAAGGAUUCACAACAAAUGAAGGUCAUUUUGAUCUUUGAUUCUUUCCAGCUGCAUUUAUUUAGUGAAGGUGACAAUGUUGAAGAGUUGUGAUUGUGUGAUAAUUUUGAUCAAAAAUGAGAGAAAAUAAUA
Lingula anatina is the source of this 3157-nucleotide messenger RNA. RefSeq lists its product as uncharacterized. Lineage: Eukaryota; Metazoa; Brachiopoda; Lingulata; Lingulida; Lingulidae. The record is from RefSeq and is a predicted model, not a curated record.